AUGAAAACUGAAAUUAGCAAGAUAAAAGUGAAACACAAAGACAUUAUACAGAAACAUCUGGAUGAAAUCACACAGGUUCAGUCUCUCACAAAACAAACAUAUCUGGACUUGAAAGAAAUUGAGAAAUCUACAGAAGAAUCUCCUACCAUUGAAUACUGCUCUAAGAAAAAAGAGUUCAGCAAGCUUCCACCCAAGGUUCAGGCAUCACUGCCAACAUUUAUUAAAAAACCAAUAGACCACGACAAGCUUUAUAGUUUGUUUGGACAGAUCAACCCAUUAUCUACUGUUACCAAAGAUGUUUUGUCAUUUACCCAAUCCAACACUUCAGUGAGAGAGCUAUUGGAUGAACCAGAGCUUGUUGUCACAAUACAGACUGGGUAUGAAUGA
This is a messenger RNA of Magallana angulata, 387 nucleotides long. RefSeq lists its product as uncharacterized. The coding region runs from base 1 to 387 and encodes 128 amino acids. Lineage: Eukaryota; Metazoa; Mollusca; Bivalvia; Ostreida; Ostreidae. The transcript has a single exon. The record is from RefSeq and is a predicted model, not a curated record.